CUGUUUGCGUCACUUAGUGUGGAUCAUGGCUUUUUCUGGAGAGUCAGUGGAGAGUCUGGAGGAAAUUCCUGCUCAUGUGUGGAGCGGCUUGCCAGAGUAUCUGAAUCUCGGACCGUCGGCCGUCAAUCCGAGCCGCAUCGGUGUUUGGGCCACCACAGUGAUCCCAAAGGGGAAACGGUUUGGUCCAUUUAUUGGAGAGAAGAAGAAGAGGUCACAGGUCCCCAGUAAUGUUUACAUGUGGGAGGUUUAUUUCCCGGCUCGGGGAUGGAUGUGCAUCGACGCCACAGACCCGCUGAAGGGGAACUGGCUCCGGUAUGUGAACUGGGCUCGUUCCAGUGAGGAGCAGAAUCUGUUUCCACUGGAGAUCAACAGAGCCAUUUACUACAAAGUUUUGAGGCCUAUCGGGCCAGGAGAGGAGCUGCUGGUGUGGUACACAGUGGAAGACAACCCCGAGAUAACAGCUGCGCUGGAAGAAGAAAGAGCCAGCAGAAGGAGCUCACCCAGGUCGAAACGAGCUAGAAGAAAGUUGGUGGAGAAAGCCAGACAGGCUGGUUUGGGUGGAUUCAAGAAAACAAGUGGAACCAAAACUACUGCCAGGGAAAUGUGGGAGGGGGGAGAAGGUGAUAAGGAGGAGGGUGAGAGACUGUCAGGGACCUCUCAGGAGCUCCAUGAAGCCCAUCCUUUAGGAAGCACCAACCACAAGCAUUUGCAGGACACGUCCGCAUCAGGGGUGGACAGGGGAAACUAUGAGGAAGAUGAAGAAGAAGAGGACGAAGAAGAAGAGAAUGGCGAUGACAGUUGUGAAAUGCAGCACCAAACCUCAAAGCAAUUAUCCGAGCAGUCGAGCUCGUUGCUAUCUGGCAGUGGAGAAAGCCAUAAGGAUCCACAGGAGAGCCCCCCACUACCCCAGCGGGGUGGAGACCCUGAGCAGGACCCCGACGGGGAGCUGGAGGAAGACCUCCAAGGAGAAUCCUAUCCCUGCGACCACUGUGAGCGCCACUUCUCCUCCAGACAGGGUCUGGAGCGCCAUAUACAUGUUCAUGGCAUCAGCAACCAGCAAGCACAAGUCUUUAAGUGCCGAUACUGCAAUAAGCCUUUCAGCUCACAAGUCGGGCGCCGGCGGCAUGAAAGACGGCACGAAAACGGAUCCAAGAAGAUGCCCGGCUCCCAGGCUGGAGUUGGUGGCCUCCUCAGUCCUGCAGGGCAGACUGAUUCAAGUCCUGACUGCACCAGUCCAACCAGUCAGCUCAUAGCCAUAGGGUCCCAGUUUAACAUGCAGAGGAAAGAGUUGGGACUCCACACCGAUCGUCCGUCGAUGUUUGAUGAGAACGGGGAGUCAAAGGAGCUUCAUCCUUGCAAGUACUGCAACAAAGCGUUCGGCACACACACUAACAUGCGCAGGCACCAACGCAGAAUACAUGAGCGCCACCUGUUGCCGAAGGGAGUUCGCAGGAAAGGCAUGCUGCUGCAGGAGGCGUCGACACAGCAGCCGGGCGCGUCCCCAAGCGCCAGCCCUCCUCUGGUCUACAUGCCCAGUGCCGACACGGAGGACGAGGCAGACAGAGACGAUUACGCCAUCGACAUAUCCAAAAACAUCUCGGAGAACCUCAGCUUCUACAUUGAUGGCAAGAUUGUGUCAACGAGCACGGCAAGCAGCUGUGAGGUGAUAGAAGUGGACACGAGGUCGGCGGCUUUGUUUGGCCUGGACACGGUCAUCAUCAGCCCAAAUCAGAUUAGUCAAGCACUGAAGGUGGAGGCGAGAACGAACGCCACAAAGCCAAUCACUAGCAAUGAGCAGCCUGCAGCAAAAAGAAGAACAUCAACUCCCCCCCUCGUCACCAGCCUGAAAGUGGAGACGGAAACGGCUCCUUCGCCUUCAUCCUCCUCGUCGUCCUCAUCCAACCUGUUGGUAGGAGGACUUUUCCAGCAGGAUUCAUCAACACUUCAGAGGGAGAAAACCAUUUAUCUCUCCCCUAAACUCAAACAGCUCCUUCAGACGCAAGACUUCCAAAAAUCAACAAUAGCCCUUAUUACCGAGAGCCAUAGACUGGCCUCACUUCCAGGCGCUUCUGGAAAGUUCAAAAGGAGGACCGGUUCUCCGCCUUCAUCCCCACAGCUUAGUCCGACUGUCAAAACUGAAAGCUGUAAAGCUGAAGCAGCGAGCGGAAACGCCCUCAAGGUGCCAAAGCUGGAAAGCCAUAGUGUGCCUUCUGAAAGCCUCCUAGAUGAGGAAGAUGAAGAUUCUCCAAGCUCCUCCGGAAGCCACGCCUCCUCCAGCGGCGGGGGGAGUUCCUGCAACCAGCAGCCCUUGGAUCUGUCCAGCUCUGUCUGCAAGCGAAGCGACGGCCCAAACCAGGCGACUGGAGACUCGGCUCUGGAUUUAAGUGUAAACCGGAAAGCCACCCCAGAACCCGAUUUAAAGGGCGGGCUAGCGCCACAACCCCCGGUAAAGAAGAAGAAGCCAAACACGAGCAUGUUGGAAAAGGUGCUAAUGAACGAGUACGUUGGUCUAACGUUGCCAGGAGAGGAGGGGCCUUCAACCCUGACAACCCUAAGCUGUUUUCGUACUCAGUCCCCAAAUGUUGCAUCGGAUUCUGCUCACCCGUCUCCGCCCUCCCUGACUCCGGUCACAAUAAACCCCUCCUCGCCCAGCUCUUCUAGUGUAACGUCUCCGACGCCGCCUCCUCCCAUUCUGCCCACUAUACCGUCUCCUCCAACGCUCCCCAGCUCGCCGCAGCCUUCGGAUUCACCCCUCCCGGUCCUCUCGCCAAAAAUGUCUCCGAAAGCUGAUGAACCCAAGCAUCUGUCGGAUUCUAUCGAAAAUUUCUCAUCGGAGGAGAACAAGGAUGAAGAGGAGAGUAACAUUUCUGAGCCACAAGAUUAUCCAAGCACUCCACUCCAAAGUCCCCCCAAUCAGUCGGUAGCAUCAAGUCCACCUGGACCUAAAACAGAAGACCUGGCUAAAAAUGUUGAUGUUUCUCUUUCUGCAGUAUGUAACAGUCUAACAAACGGCAGCUUAACCCAGGUUGAAGAAACGGAAAUAUCUUUGAAAACCGAUUUUGCUGCUCUUUCCCCUCAACCAGAAUUGCCGUCAUCUUCCAAAUCUCCUCCUGUUGCAUCACACAGGUCCUCCCCAUCAGCCGCUUUGCAAUCCCCCCCCCAGAUUAAAGUGAAAGAAGAGCCUCUUCACUGUGAAGACGACUUGUCUGCUGUAAACCACUCACCUCACGACUCCUCGCUUCCGCCUGCUGCUCUCGAUAAACUGUCCACUGAAACCCGGGAGGCGGAGGAAGUGGACUCCACGUACUGCAAGACCUUCGUGUGCAAUGUGUGCGAGGAGCCGUUCGACUCCAUCAAAGAGCUCAGCGGCCACAUCACAGAUCACGCUGCUGACUGGCCCUUCAAAUGCGAAUUUUGCGUCCAGCUGUUUGGCGACGAGGCAGCCGUUCUGGCCCACCGCACGGCGCUGCAUGGGGUGGGUCGCAUCUUCCUGUGCUCCGUCUGUUCCAAAGAGUUUGCCUUCCUCUGUAACCUCCAGCAGCACCAAAAGGACCUUCACCCCAACGAGUCCUGCACUCAUACUACUGUAGAGAGCGGCAAGCUGAGGCCGCAGAAUUACACUGAUCCGUCCAGAGCCAAAGAGGAGAGUGCUCCCUCGACGCCGGUGCCAGGAACGCCCAAUAAAAAUGACGUGUCGGCAAAAGAGGAGGCCGAUGUGAACGGGAAUAACACGGAGGACCCCAACGAGGAGCUGUACACUACAAUAAAGAUCAUGGCUUCAGAGGGAGGGAAGCCUAAAGGUCCCGACGUCCGACUUGGCAUCAAUCAACACUAUCCCAGUUUCAAACCACCACCUUUCCCCUACCACAGCCGCUCUCACUCUGGUUCGGUGGCCUCUGCUACAAACUUCACCACCCACAACAUACCGCAAACCUUCAGCACUGCCAUCCGCUGCACCAAAUGUGGCAACAGCUUCGACAACAUGCCCGAGCUGCACAAGCACAUACUGGUGUGUGCUAACGCCAGCGACAAGAAGCGUUACACUCCCAAGAAAAACCCGAUUCCCCUAAAGCAAAUUGUGAAGAGCCCCAAUGGAAUGGUGUCGCCCACCACAACAGCUGAGACUGCACCGGAGGCCGCCGCCGUUGCAGGUCAGAGCGCGUUCCGUCGGAUGGGGCAACCAAAGAAACUCAACUUCAAUCAGGAAACGGGGAAAAUGAAAAUGAGCGCCCUGAGUAAGAAGAAAAACCAGCUGGUCCAGAAGGCGAUCUCGCAGAAACAUAGAACAGUCAGUACUGCAAAGAAGGUGGUGGUCAAAUCUGAAGACGUGCCGCUGUCCAACGUCUGCCCCCACUGCAGCCGGGAGUUCACCUACACGGCUAGUCUGCAUAAACACAUGGUCAUCAGCUGCCCCAUGAAACCUGCCGUCACUAAAAAGGGCAAGAAAGGGUUGGCAGAGGUGAAAAAAGAGGCCGUUUCUUUAGUGGAUAAGAACACAAAUAGGAAGAGACUUCCAGAAGACGAUGUGCAGACAGAGCCACGGGCUAAACCUCCGGGAAAGAGAAGAGCCCGAAGUUUAACUGCAGCAGAGCCUGAAUCCACUGAGGUGAGCAAAGGAAAGCCUCCUUCUGCAGUGGGUCGAUUAAAAAGGCCUGCCGCGCUCUCUGCACCUAUUCCCGCCCGCAAAAAAACCAAAAAGGGCCAAGCUGCGGCUCUACGUCCCCCUUCGCCUCCUCCUGACACUCCCAGUGACACAGCACAACGGCCAACCAUGAGAAUGAAGCGUACGGGCAAAAAGCCAGCGACUAAGAGAUCAGCAGUGGUCAAACCACCUCCAGCAGCACUGCCAGCACAGCUGAAGAAAGAGGAGCGCGUCUCGCUCAGAAAGAGGGACCGAGCCGGGGGUCCGGUCACCAGGAGCUCACAGAUGGCCAACUCUGCUCCUCCUGCUGAGGUGAAGACUGAGGAGCAACCGCUGCAUGAGACGAAAGACCCCCAGCAGUUGCCGAUGAAAUAAGCCAUGGCGACCGCAUCGGGUUUCUCUAAGGACUCCAGACUCCACCUAUCAGGCAAACCCUCCGGACUCACCAAGGCACUGAGGACCGUGAUGGUUUUGAUCCAUCUUAUCCAGCUCUGCCUGUCUCAGCUGCCUUUGCUGGACUAAAGGAGGGAACUCUUUGUAUCUUCCACUUAUCUUACGGACUAAACUGAGCCUUGAAUUCUGCCAGCCUUGCAAAAAAAAAAAAAAAAAAAAAAAAAAAAAA
Messenger RNA from Poecilia latipinna (sailfin molly), 5264 nucleotides. RefSeq names its product PR domain containing 2, with ZNF domain b (gene prdm2b). Gene Ontology annotation, molecular function: protein binding; histone methyltransferase activity. Lineage: Eukaryota; Metazoa; Chordata; Actinopteri; Cyprinodontiformes; Poeciliidae. Gene Ontology annotation, cellular component: nucleus. The record is from RefSeq and is a predicted model, not a curated record. The coding region runs from base 26 to 5017 and encodes 1663 amino acids. Gene Ontology annotation, biological process: regulation of gene expression. The transcript has 7 exons.